GGAAGGGAACAAAGAGAAGGGUGAUUUUGUGUGGCUUUACCGUCUUCUUCUCCCUGGCUCCGGCGUAACGGAAACCCUAGCUGUUCCCUUUCAUCGUAUCCGUGUAGGAUUUUGUGCGCCAUGGAGAGCUCCGAUGACGAAAAGGAUCACGUUAACGAGAAAUCCACAGGCAACGAAUCGACGCCUAUCUCUGCUAACGGUACAAAGUUUGUAGAUGAAGUUCUCAACGGUUCUAACGAGCGUUUUCUAGAGAAUUUCCGGAUGGAAAAACAUGUGUUUUAUAAACUGUGUGACAAGUUAAAAGCUAAAGGUCUCUUACGCCACACUAGCCGAAUAAAAGUUGAGGAACAAUUAGCCAUAUUUUUAUUCAUUAUCGGGCAUAACCUCCGUACUCGUGCAGUACAAGAGCUGUUUAGAUACUCGGGUGAAACCAUUAGUCGUCAUUUCAACAAUGUACUAAACGCAAUUAUUGCCGUAUCGUUAGACUUCUUUCAACCUCCAGGCUCCGAGAUUCCUCCAGAAAUCCGAGACGAUCCGAGAUUUUACCCGUAUUUCAUGGAUUGUGUGGGAGCUGUUAACGGCACACAUUUUCCUGUAAUAGUGGGUGUCGAUGAACAAGGACCUUUUCGUAAUAAAAACGGUGUUCUGUCACAAAGUGUUCUUGCUGCUUGUUCGUUUAAUAUGAAGUUUCAUUAUGUUUUAGCCGGUUGGGAAGGGUCAGCACCGGAUAUAAAAGUUCUAAAUUCGGCUCUUACAAGGAAAAACAACCUUAAAGUCCCUGAAGGUAAAUAUUUCCUUGUGGAUUUCAAAUAUGCGAACAUUCCGGGGUUUAUUGCUCCAUACAUAGGCGCUCCGUACAGGAUAAUUGAAAAUGAAAACGGGUUGCAACCGCAAGACGCUAAAGAGUUAUUCAAUCACCGUCACUCAUUGUUGCGAAGCAUCACUGACAGAGCAUUUGGAUCACUGAAAGAACGGUUUCCGAUACUGAUGUCCACACCUUCUUACCCUUUACCGACACAGGUGAAAUUGGUGGUAGCGGCAUGUGCUUUACAUAAUUACAUUCGUGAUGAGACGCCUGAUGAUAUUAUCUUUAAACCGUUUGAACAUGAAAAUUGUGUUUUGCAAUUGGAGGAACCGGUUGUACAGCCAAUUGAUUUUGAAAAACCGGUGAUGAUGAUGAUGCAUGCCGAUAAUCAAAUGAUGGAUGUAGAUGUACCCUUUGAUGCCCAACAAAUUGAACAGAGUUCACAAUUGCGUGACGCCAUUGCUACUGAGAUAUGGAAUGAUUAUAUUCAUGAUUUUCCAGUUACUGAAGUUUAAUAGCAUGAAAGUUUUCUGGACCGAAAUCGUUCUUAGGUUUUAGAUUGCACAUAUUUAGACUUUAUUAGAAGAGAAACAAUUACUAGUCAAUGUGAUUGACGAUUUUGGCGCCCAAAGUAAUGGUUUGAUCAAAUGAUAAGGAGAUUUUCUGUGAGUUGGGUAAAAAGAACUGGCUUGAUCUUGUUA
Messenger RNA from Helianthus annuus (common sunflower), 1506 nucleotides. RefSeq lists its product as uncharacterized. Bases 121 to 1320 code for a protein of 399 amino acids. The transcript is spliced from 5 exons. The record is from RefSeq and is a predicted model, not a curated record. NCBI's taxonomy places the organism in Eukaryota, Viridiplantae, Streptophyta, Magnoliopsida, Asterales, Asteraceae.